This is a messenger RNA of Corylus avellana, 733 nucleotides long. Its product is annotated as glutaredoxin-C9. The record is from RefSeq and is a predicted model, not a curated record. Lineage: Eukaryota; Viridiplantae; Streptophyta; Magnoliopsida; Fagales; Betulaceae.
CAGAACCUCCACACUCCAUAACCAAUCUCUCUCUCUUUCUCUCUCUCUCUCUCUGUCUUUCACCAUGCAGCAAGCAAUUCCUUACAAGUCAUGGCAACUGCAACCGCUCAACACAAACACCCACUUCAGCAGCCAACUGUCGCUUACCCUCAACAACAACAACACCAGCAAUUCUCCUCUCAAUAAUGCGUCCACGUCGCCGGAAAAAUUUGUCAAGGAAGCAGAGAAUAUGCGCAGCUUGGUGUCGGAGAACGCCGUCAUAGUGUUUGGCAGGCGCGGAUGCUGCAUGAGCCACGUGGUGAAGCGCCUGCUUCUAGGCCUCGGCGUGAACCCCGCUGUCUACGAGGUUGAUGAGAAAGAUGACGUCAGGGUCGUCGAGGAAUUGGAAUUGAUCGGAAAUGGGAAAGACCGGGGGAAGGUGCAGUUUCCGGCGGUGUUUAUUGGUGGGAGUUUGUUCGGAGGUUUGGAUCGGCUUAUGGCUACUCAUAUUUCUGGAGAGUUGGUUCCUAUUUUGAAACAAGCUGGGGCUUUGUGGCUUUAAUUGAAUAUUCAUCAUCUGGUUCUUUAACUUUAGAUUUACCUUAAAUUUUAAUUUUAAACCUUUGUUUUUUUUUUUGUUCUGGCUUCCUACUUGAGAAGUUGUAUUAAGAGAAGGAGAAAUGCAGGAUUUUCUUUUUGGUUUUUUUUUUUUGGUGUGUUCAUAAAUGGAUCAUAAUUAAUUAAUUUUGUUACA